AUGCAGGUAUUCAUCCCUGCCACGCGAUCGAUCCGCAAGGGUUCCCUGCAGGAGGAGAGGCCAAUCGAACCUACAGAGGAAGUAGACCACGAGAGGGCUAGAAAUCCGAUCAUCCCAAUUGCAGAGGAUAUACCCCCCAUGCGACUAGAUUGGAAUCCACCGAUGAACAGAAGUGCGAGCAACAGUUUUGCCAAUACUUGGAGAAAUCUGGAGGCAGAUCAAGACCCCCUGCGACCGCUAACCGAUCCAUUAAUGAGCACGAAGUCCGGGAUCGACACAAGCACAUCCACCCCGAACACAACUCCUCCUUUGUACUAUGGCGAGACAUUGGACAUUAUGAGCUUCCCAUUUGACACCCUAGUACGGCAAUCUUCAGAAACCAGAGAUCACUUCGGUAUAGAUCAAUGGUCUGAAAUACUCAUGAGCGAUGUACCAACCUUGACCCUCAGCCGCAGUUUUUCAACAAACACAGCUACGUCAAUACCCAGAAUGACUGGCCCUGAGAUAUCUCCCCCAGCAUCAUCUAGUGGGUGGUUGCAGCUGCACGAGGUCAUUACGAGCCAAGUCCAGUUCGUUACUUCACAGGUCAAAUCCAUUGACUUCGAACAUUUCCAUCAAGCGUGGCCAUUUUUACACGUUCCCACUUUUGCACCCGAAAAGCAGACUAAUCUGUUGACAAGUGCGUUGGCCAGCCUAUUAAUGUGGAUGCAAAAUAUUAACCAUCACCAUCUGGUACCGUGCGCAAUCAACCAGGAACUAACAUGGGCACUAAUGCCUAAGAUAACGGAACAAGCCUUGACAGCAGACCCAACAACUGACAUAUCAUUACCAACUCUACAAGCAUUGGUCAUCACCUUAAUCUAUGCGAUUCUCGGAGAUGCACCUGCAUCUAGUUUGAACUGGGCAGCACAGUGGACCGAUAUCGCAAUCUUCACUUUGCGACGGCUCGGUGUCUUGGAUGAUCGCUGGCACCCGGAAGAACACGUACAAUCCGCUGACGAUCGAUGGGUCCAAGCUGAGGAGAUGAGACGGUACACCCCGAGCUUUUCCCCAUAUCUACAACCACACACUUUCUAA
Penicillium samsonianum is the source of this 1077-nucleotide messenger RNA. RefSeq lists its product as uncharacterized. The record is from RefSeq and is a predicted model, not a curated record. The transcript has 4 exons. The coding region runs from base 1 to 1077 and encodes 358 amino acids. NCBI's taxonomy places the organism in Eukaryota, Fungi, Ascomycota, Eurotiomycetes, Eurotiales, Aspergillaceae.